UACACCCGGAAGUAGACGACAUGCACUGCAGUAAAGCGUGUUUUCCACUGUUGUCACUGUUUAAUUAGGUUCUGUGGCGUUUUUAGUUUUAAAUAAAACUCAGUGGUUACAUACAUUUGUUAUGGCUGGCAGUCGACUUGAGAAAUUCGGGACUGUAUUUACAAGGGUUCGGGAUUUAAUGCGUGCUGGAGUCAUAAAGCCGGAACAGAAACCCAUCUGGUUUGAUGUAUAUGCCGCUUUUCCUCCUAAAAGGGAGCCUUUAUAUGAGAAACCAGCGAGAAGAAUAAAGAGACGAACAGAAGACAGCGUGCCUGAAAUUUUUUACAAGGAGGAUGAAAUCAGAGCGAAGUUUUUUGAAGUGUAUGGUAAUGGACCAAGAGCUUUUGAGCUCCUCAGACCCAACUUUGUAUCACCUUGUCAGAGGUUUGUAUUGAAGUACAGUGAAUUGGAAAGGCGUGGUGAUGUAAAACAAGAGAUGCUGUUUGAAGAAACCGCUAAAGCUCUCCUCUCAGAGGGGGUUCUUUUAAGGAAAAGGGGAGGACCAGCGCAGGUGGCGAUAGAGGCACGUGAUCCUUUGCUGAACAUGAAGUUGACCGAAAUGUUGGCAGAGCAGCAAAGAGACACAGACGUUGAGACAGAUGUUGCAAAGAAGCAGCCGGAGGAGGAGGCAGACAAUGCUGACAGCCAGUCGACAUCAAAAAUAUAAUUUCCUCCUUUCUGUUAGGAAAACAUAAACUGGUCCUGCCUCUGGUAAAUUCCUCGGCACAGAAUGCUUGAACACAGAUAUUGUUUGGUUGGUUUGGGACUCUGUUUGACUCCAACGGCAUUAUUCGGUUGUUCCCUUCUUGGUAUUAAAUGAUUGAAGUUGAAGACAUGUACAGUUACAGCUUUUUUUGGCUUGAUUCUUUAUGCCAAGCAGCUGUUAAAGACCAUAUCUGACAGCGAUUUUUAUGUUCUGUAAUACAGAGCUAGAGUAUUAUAUUUUAAUGUCUGUGUGGAAUAAAAAAUGUGGACUGUUUAAUUAAAGUACUUAAGUGUCCAUUAACGACAUUAGCGGGGAAAGUAUCAGCAUAUUAAAUACUCAGAAAACUGUAAAGAUAUAACACUUUAUUAAGUCACUCCAUAAACUUAUGAUUUACAUCCAUGAUGAUAUAAAACCUUUUCCACUGUUCCAAUUUAUAUGCAUUUAUUUACGCUUAGACAUACAGUUGUGUGGAAAAACUAAAUGUCGGUCCCUGCCUGACUUUUUAUUUUUUUGCAUGUUUGUCACACUUAAAUCAUGUAUCAGAUCAUGAAACAAAUGUAAAUAUUAAAUUAAAGAUAUCAGAAGUACACCCAA
Paramisgurnus dabryanus is the source of this 1339-nucleotide messenger RNA. It is a transcript of the gene mrps23, whose product is annotated as mitochondrial ribosomal protein S23. The record is from RefSeq and is a predicted model, not a curated record. Gene Ontology annotation, molecular function: structural constituent of ribosome. Gene Ontology annotation, cellular component: ribosome; mitochondrion. NCBI's taxonomy places the organism in Eukaryota, Metazoa, Chordata, Actinopteri, Cypriniformes, Cobitidae. Gene Ontology annotation, biological process: translation.